AGAAUCGACUCAUUUAGCGUUCGGAUCAGUUACCAUAAACGGACACCGCACCGCCGGCUGAGAGUGGACGAUGUUUUCUUCUACCUAUGAAUAAAACACAACUGUUUACGAGGCUAUCUUUAAAUCUAUUGCUCUGGAAGGUACAAGCCUGUUUCCAAAACCCCGUUCUUUGCGUCUGUAGUUUGACCUUGCAUUAAUUCUGUAGUGUCUAGCAUUAGCAAGCACGAAUAGCAGCAAAGCAUAAGCUACUUUCACGUUAGCAUGCUAAUGCAUUAGCGGGUUUAUUUAUAAAUAGACAUUUAUCCUCCAUCCAGACCGUAACCAUGUCUACAGAGGAGCUGCUGUCAGUAGAUUAUGAAGUAUAUGGCAGGGUCCAGGGAGUGUUUUUUCGAAAAUAUACUCAGUCUGAGGGGAAGAAGUUGGGUUUGGUCGGCUGGGUGCAGAACACUCCGGCUGGAACGGUACAGGGUCAGCUGCAAGGCCCUGCAUCCAAAGUCAGACAGAUGCAGGAGUGGCUGAAGACCACCGGCAGUCCACAGUCCAGGAUCAUAAAAGCCGAUUUCAGUAACGAGAAGAAAAUAGAGAACCUGGCUUUCAAGGAUUUCAAGGUUACUCACUAAAGCAGUGCAGUAAAUGAAUGGACUUGUGAUGUGAGCUAUUUGUCUGUUACACUGAAAAUACACUCCGAUGAAGGGGCAGGCUGUACCUAUCAUGUGCAGUAAUAAAUCAUACACUUAAAAAAAAAAGC
Molecule: messenger RNA, 748 nt
Organism: Hemibagrus wyckioides
Lineage: Eukaryota; Metazoa; Chordata; Actinopteri; Siluriformes; Bagridae
Gene: acyp1
Product: acylphosphatase 1, erythrocyte (common) type
Exons: 2
Coding region: 324-620 (98 amino acids)
Molecular function (GO): acylphosphatase activity
Source: RefSeq, a predicted model, not a curated record